AUGCAUCUUUAUACUCUGUCCCUCUCUGUCCUCCUCCUCCUGGUUGCCGGGACAGCUGUGGUGUGCGUUACCGUGACAACCUCACUUCAGGGUUUCCGAGGCUGUGCGGUGCGAGAGUUCUCCUUUGUGGCCCAGAAGCCCGGCUGCAAGGGACUGCGAAUCACCACCGAGGCCUGCUGGGGGCGCUGUUACACCUGGGAGAAACCUGUACCGGACCCCCCUUAUAUUCACCGCCACCACCGUGUGUGUACGUACAGUCGUACCCGCCACAUGACCGCCCGCCUGCCAGGCUGCCAGCCCAAUGUCUCUCCUCUCUACCACUAUCCCAUGGCUCUGCAGUGCCACUGUGCCGUCUGCUCCACACAGGACACAGAGUGUGAGACCUUCUGA
This is a messenger RNA of Morone saxatilis (striped sea-bass), 390 nucleotides long. RefSeq names its product glycoprotein hormone beta-5-like. The transcript is spliced from 2 exons. The coding region runs from base 1 to 390 and encodes 129 amino acids. Gene Ontology annotation, molecular function: hormone activity. Gene Ontology annotation, cellular component: cytoplasm; extracellular region. The record is from RefSeq and is a predicted model, not a curated record. Lineage: Eukaryota; Metazoa; Chordata; Actinopteri; Moronidae. Gene Ontology annotation, biological process: regulation of thyroid hormone receptor signaling pathway; G protein-coupled receptor signaling pathway.